Messenger RNA from Cladophialophora psammophila CBS 110553, 1089 nucleotides. RefSeq lists its product as uncharacterized. The record is from RefSeq and is a predicted model, not a curated record. The transcript is spliced from 3 exons. Gene Ontology annotation, molecular function: hydrolase activity. Lineage: Eukaryota; Fungi; Ascomycota; Eurotiomycetes; Chaetothyriales; Herpotrichiellaceae. The coding region runs from base 1 to 1089 and encodes 362 amino acids.
AUGAAGCUCCUUCUUAUGCUGUUGAAGCAUCCUUUACGCUCCCUUAUCUUCUCCUAUUCCUUCUUUACCCAGAUCCUGCUGCUACUCCUGCGACGGGCCUUACUUCCACACUUCCCGAUAUACCAGUCUCUUAGGAUACAAAUUUUUCGAGCGUAUCUGGCAUCAGCCGCGCUAACCUUCCCCGACCUGACCCAUAGGCUUCCAGUGGGCAGAUUGUCUCUUCGACGAGCUCGCAAGAUAGAUGAAUCCGUCCCCGCUUACUUGAUCCCUGGCUCUCGGGAUCUUUCCGAAUUUGUCCUGCCCACGACAAAACAGCAACAAUGUGUGGUGAUUUAUGCCCAUGGCGGUGGCUACGCGCGCGGCGAAGCGAGAAUGUAUGUCAACUACAUGGAGCGAUGGGUCCGAGAAGCACGCAAAGCCAAUCUUGACCUCCUCUUCCUGAGCGUUGAAUAUCCAUUGUCCGUCAAAGAGAGUCAUCCGGCACAGAGGAAUGCAUUCCUCGAAGUCUACAGAUAUGCUCUCGACAAGAAUAUUAAGCCUGAAAAUGUUGUUUUUAUGGGUGAUUCAGCUGGAGGUGGAGCAAGCGUUCUUGCUGGGCUGGAGCUCAAAGGUCACAACCUUCCGCAGCCUGCGGCAACGGUCCUGAUAUCGCCAUGGCUUGAUAUGAACGGGAAGGCCUACGAAGGAGGGAACGGCGCAGUCGAAACUGAUUACUUCAUAGUGGCUAAUCAAGCCGUUCCAGCACUCGUCAAGCUAUUCAUAGGCGAUAUUCCUGCCGAUUCACCGGAGGUCAACCCUCUUUAUCAUCAGCCCGAAGCGCUUGCAGGGUUGAGCCCGCAGUUGAUCUUGACUGGAGGAGCGGAGUUUGCUCGAUAUGACUCUGAAAAAUGGGCCGAGCUGUGUCGCGCUGCAGGAGUGGAAUGCAAGUUGGUCAUCGAAUGGGCUCAAUUGCACAUCUAUGCAGUCGGAUCGAAGUUCAUCUCCCCGGCUGUUCGCAAGAAAACCGAUGGUCUGAUCAUCCAGUGGAUCAAGGAUCAUGUGCGGGCGUCAGAAAAGACAAUUGAUGGCUCCACAUCCACGGACGUCUGA